GACGUCCUCCGGCAACAGCCGACUGUGGUGCGGGUGCCGGCACCAUGCAAGGUGUUUGGCGACGUGCAUGGGCAGCUCCGCUCGCUGCUGCUGCUGUUCGCCUCGUUUGGCUUCCCAAGCCACUUGGCCGGGGACGUACAAGGGGUGAGCUACAUCUUCAACGGCGACUUUGUCGACCGCGGCGUGCACCAGCUCGAGGUGGUCGCCCUCCUCUUCGCCCUGAAGCUCGUCUACCCCGAGCGCAUCUAUCUGCUGCGCGGC
Emiliania huxleyi CCMP1516 is the source of this 261-nucleotide messenger RNA. RefSeq names its product Serine/threonine-phosphatase. The annotation marks the transcript as partial. Gene Ontology annotation, molecular function: hydrolase activity. NCBI's taxonomy places the organism in Eukaryota, Haptophyta, Isochrysidales, Noelaerhabdaceae. The transcript is spliced from 2 exons. The record is from RefSeq and is a predicted model, not a curated record.